UCCUUAGGGAAUUUGGAUAUAUAAUAUAAGUGAGUAGUUUGCGCUUUUUAAACCUUAAACUAACCAAACUUUGAAGCAUGAUACUAUACUUCAAAUUAUUAUUAUUAUUAUUAUUAUACUCUUAAAAGAACAAGCAUAAAGUUCACUGUUUCUUAGAGUCAAAUCCCACAACUGUUACUCCUUUGCCUUUUGAUGGUUUCUUAUUGGCCGUGUUCUGUUUCUGAUUGGAAUUUUCUGACACAGAGAAACUCCUUCCGUCGCUUCAGUUCGGCGCAAGAAACUCUUCGUUGCUUUUCAUCAUGACACUUCCCAACCACACACAAAAAAAAAAAACUCUAAAUUUCCCUCUUCUCUUUCUUCUCUCAUCCACAAGAGCCAUCUCUAUCCAAUUUUGCCUCUCUUCCUCUCUGUAGGAGAAGAGGACAUCUACACAACGUAGCUGCAUCUCUUUCACCGGCGAAUAGAAGAGCUAACAAAGGCGGACAUGGGUGACUCGGAUCUUCUUCUCCAACAGUUGCAAGGGUUUGGGUCGGCCGGGAAGGUUCGUUCCUGAGAUGGGUUGGUGGCGUAUCGGAGACCAGAGGUGCCUCCUGUCUUUUACUCCAACAGAGACAGGGGUCGCUGAGCUUCUCCACCUCUGCCAUCUCAAUCGACGAAGACGCGGCUCGGAACUCCACUUUCUUACUUAAUCGCGUUCGAUCUUAGGUAUGUAAGAUGAGCUGCUUCAUUACAGAUUCAGAUCAUUUUCUUUGCCUGCUAAUCUAACCAGAAAGGCAGGAUGAGGGAGGAUUUGUCGGUGGUGUAGAUUCUGAAGCCAGCAAAGGCAACGAGGGCCAGCUACUGAUCUCUGGGUAAGCUUCUUCUUUUUGGAAUUUGGUUUUGUUAAUAGUCUGCGUGUUGCCUUUCUUUGAUAGUGUUCCAUUAUGUUUCAUUUUUAUUUGAUUUCAGCAAAAGGAACCAUUAGGUUUAAUUUUUAUUUGAUUUCAGCAAAAGGAAGAGGAAGAUGAAGCUGCCGUCGGUAGUUCUGGCCCUUUUCAAUGACGAUAAGCAGCAACGUAGUUCGCUGCAUAGUAGAAAAUGUAUAUAGUUUGGCGGAAGAACCAUAACUGUAGUUUUCUCAAUGGGAUCAUCAGCCGCAAAAUCACGAAAGGAGGAUUAUCCAUCGCUGAUUGGUUGAUGGUCGAGGAGGAAAACGAGGACGAUACAGAUGAACACAUGAGAGUACCCUUGAAUGACGAACAAGAACAAGGCAGUAGGAGUUCAAUGGGGAAGCUCAAGAUUCACAGAUCUUUGGCGGCUGGUUUCUACAGAGUUCAGAUCCGUGUUGAACAAUCGUGGUCGUUGAUCAGUUGGAGCAAAGUGUGGGGUGUGGGUCUUGAAUUUGAUCUCAAUCAGAGUGUGGGAAUCCAUGCUCUUCUCAACUGAUUUUUGGUGGCCAAGUUUCGUUAUGGGUUGUUUGGUGCACCUGUGUUGGCGAAGGUGUCUCGCCUGCUGGUGGUUUUGGAUCAGGUGUUUAGCGUGGUUUCUGCUUACUUCCCUUGAACUUGGAGUGAGUUUCAUGGAAAGCUUUCAAGUCGCUUGGUGGAUUUGCAGCUCUCGCUUGCCUCUGCCAUAAUGUUGUGGUAGGAAGGAAUUGCAUAUUUGAUUUGCUUAUUUUAUUUUUGGAGUAAUGGAAUUCAUUAAUUGUAAGCUUCAUUGUGAACCACAAUGAGUUGUGGUCAGCUAAUCGUUUGUAUUAGUGCUAGGGGAAGGGGAGAGUGCAUACAGAAUGGAAGAUUACCUCUUCAUCAGUUUUGUAAACAUGAAAGGGACCAUAAACAAUCCAGAGAAGAGCUUCUGCAGAACAUCAUGGUGAGUGCUGAACUUCAAUGCUUUAUUGAUUUUUUCCAAUGCUUUUGUUCCUUCUAUGCCUCUUUCGACCAGUAGUUACGCUUUGUUGAUUCCAUCGCUUAUCAAAAAACCCUUACCUUCCAGGAGGGAAUUGUCGAAGAAUGAAGGAAACGAGAAACUGUGUUUCACAGCUGUCACUAUAAGUAUAUCACUAUUUCAAGAGGGAAGCACAAUUGUUGAUUCAAUCAUAGCCACAGCCAAUGUCGGUUUUCUCCACUCUAUGCCACCCAUACACAGUUUGGCCCUUUCAGGUCAACACUUCCACUCCUUUUUGUCUCGCAGAUUCUGUGUUCGAAUUCAUAGAUUUUGCUUGCUUAAGUUGGGUUCAGUACCAAUGCUCUAUCGUUGGUUCAGUUCCAAAUAUAUGGAUCUGUUCUGCAAGAUCGGGUCUGAUAAAUGCAACUAAAGUUUCAAAUCAAAGAUGUUGGAUCAAUGAAUGCAUGAUUUGCUAUUGGGGAAAAGGUGUAGCAUGGUGGGAUCGAUCGAUUGAUGUAUUAGGGAUCUUUCAGCUCAUUUAUAACUAUGAAGAAACCAUAAAAAGGUAACGGGCUCUUCCUCAGUUCUUCUUCUCUGUUUUCCAGUGCUACUUUAUCUAGCUAUAUAACAUAUAAUGAAUGAACCUCUAUAUUUGGGAUUUGCUCAAACAGUCAAAAUAGUUAAGUAUGAUCUUAUGUCUACUCCUGAAAUUACUUUCCUUAUAUUUCAUUGCUCUGCUAGCAUAACUGCAGUUUAUCUUUUUUGGGAGGGGAGCUCCUACACAGUAUUGUCAUCACAGACAUGGAUUGUAUUAUAUGGUCUGCAUUUCAAUUUCAAAUCCAAGAUAAAAAGGCUGUCUUUUUUACCUUUUCUUUCACUAAUCAUUUAUCUAUGGUCUGCAUUUUUUAUUGAUAUAGCGCUUUCUUUCACUAAUCUCUUAUUAUUAAAUCCUUCAAUAAACCACAAUAAGGAAGAUGCCUCUUAACCAUGUGAAGGGACUUAAGAACUCAUGAAGACAAAAAAAAAACUCAAACAUUAGUUAUUUACCUUGCAAGACUUUUGCUUUAACUAAACACACAAUGCCAAAUACUUUCAGUGAGAAAUAGUAUGUCUUUGCAACUGCAAGAUUACCAUAUUUAGGCGAACCUAUCAAGAUAGAGUUAUUGGUUAGCUCAUCAUCGUUCUUGGUAUUGAGAAUAUGCUUCUCUGUAAUGUUAAUUUGUGCAAACGAUAAUGGUUGGAUCUGCCAUUAUGUCCAGUGGCGGCCGUAAUGCAUUAAGUAUGAGCAGUGUACUUCUCGCCCUCUUUUGUAGCUCUUUAGUGUGAGGCUUGGCCAGGGUUUGUAAAAUGCAGUGGUGCUUUUAUAGGUGUUGUGAUUGAGGGUAGGUUAUGCUUAGCGGGUAUGUACAUGUUACAGUGAAGAAUCAGACAGAAUCGAAAUGCUGCAGGAUGAGACAUAAGAAAGUUAGAUCAUUCAGUCCGACUUGAUUCAGUCUGUUUUUUUAUCUGUUAUAGUCUUAUCCUUGCAUGCUUUUUUAAUGUAAGUUUAUCCAUAUCUAUCAAUCAGACUUGGUGGUUUCAAAUCAAACAACCUUCUAGAGUAGUGGUUCGGAUUUCUCAUAGCCAGGAGAAUUGUUUUAGCCUUAUUGAGUUUGAUUUGUUGUUUACCUCUUCUGAAUCACCUGAUCCAUUCUCUGACGUACAAAGAUGCGACCACAUUUUCAAGAAUUUGUGAAUUGCUACUAAUGUUCUGAGCCAUCAGAUUUCAUAAUUUUCCCGGUUGUUUUAGCCAUUCUGCAUAAUGGCGGAUUUCAGAGCAUCCCAUUUCGGGUUCUCUGUCCAUCUUAAAUGUCUAAGUUACUUAUGUCUCUACUUGUUCUACAUGAGUUCAUAGCAAUAGAGAAACGAGCAUAAGUAGAUAUGAUGAAAGGAAAAGAUCAAGAAAGCAUUCAGUUUUUAGGUGUUUUUGCUGUUUUACAAUCUUUUUUACUAAUUGUUUUACCUCUUUCUGCCUUUAAUUGUUUGAACCUGAGAAAUCAUGUGUUUCUGAGUUCUAAAGCUCAAUGUUCUGGCCAUUUUUCAUUGAAUUUGUUUUCUUUAUUCUCGAAAUUAGAUGAUUCCAUUACUGAUAUCACAGUUCGGGUUUUACUACCCUCCAUGUUCUUUAGAUACUUGGGUAGUGUCUUUUAACAGUAUGGGGUUACACUUUUUUUAGAAUUUACUCCUGCAGAAGCUUAUAGAAUUACUCAUGUUCUUUGCAUUUGUUGCGGUCCAGGUUUUCAAUUUACUCUAUUUCAUUCUUCUCCUUCAUGUUAUUUUUUUUACUUUAGUUUACUGAAGGAACCAAUUCAAAUGUUUUACUCCCAUAUUUAUCACAACUCAUUUUAUCAAAUAUGUUAUUCAAGUUCGCGACUGUUAAUGGUGAAAUUAAAUGAAGUGGUCUUCAUAACCAAUUCAGGUGAAUUUUAUAUGAGAACUAAUAAAACUAUAUUUGACAAGACAUCUUCGGAGUCUGCAGGGUGUAUAUAGCUAUUUGACUUAAAGACAACGACAAUUGUUAUUGUUUGGCCUAUAUGCAGACAGUAUUUUAAUGUUGGUUCCAAGGCUCGAAGUUGAAUUAGUAGUCAGGUUUCAUCGAUGGUCUAAAUGUGACUUGGUUAGCUUUGGAUUUAUUUUCUGUUAUAUUCUCCCAUCAACUGAAAAUGGAAGGAUGCAAAUAGUCUCUUCUUUCAUAUAUUGAGAUUCAACGAAUGAAAAUGGAAGCCUGAAAAUUAUCUCUUUUUUCAUAUAUGUAUCAGAUAUUAGUUCUAGGCCUUCAUUUUGUCCCUUUGUACUAGACUGGGUAGUGUAUGGUUUGCAGAUUUAUCUAUCAUGUAUAUAAGAAAUGGUGUUUUCUUUAUUCUUUUCUGUUUCAUUACCAUGUUUGGUUUAUUGUUUUUUGCUCGGUGACAAUGUUGUAAAUCUUAAUUGUUUCUUUAAAACAUUUGCUGUUCCACAGCUCCCACAAACUACAAUUUACAGAGUUAAAUGUCAUCUAUGGUUCAUCCACAAUAGGGAUUUCACUUUGCUUGCUCAUUUGCUGCUUUCACAAACUGCAAUCUACAGAGUUGAAUAUCAUCUAUGGUUUGCUUUUUCAACGCAUUUAUGGAAAUAGGUGAUUGAGAUGUAUCCCUGCCAUGUAUGUGGUUGGUUUUGCUUCUUUCUGCUUAGGUCUCUUGCCUUCGUUGCAUUUUGAAAACAAUCUUGCCAUGUUGAUUACUUUCCAUUGUUUUCGGCAGAGCAUAAAGUCAAACUCGCUGUUUGGAGACACUUUGAUUUUGCCACCAUCUUUGGAGUAGAUUAAGUGGCUGCCUUCAUGGGGGUUUAUGGUCCUCGAACUAUUUGCGGUCUUGCAAUCAAUGACUACCCUGGCACUAAUGAGCUCCUCAUGGAUGAAGGUUCGCUUUGUUACCUUCCUUCUCGCUGUUUUUUAAUUUGUAAAGUAGUGUCAGCUUUCUCCAAAUUCUUAAUCACUGAUACAAGCAAAUGGCAGCAUGUGAAGGAGUUGACUGAUAUAGAUAAAAGCAAACUAUUCUCACCUUUUGGAAGGCUAUUGAAGCCUUUAAGGUGUUGUUGUAGAUUCAUGGUUAACCCAAAAAUGACUGUUAGACUCUCUGUUCUCUUUCUUAUUGUUGUUUAUGGCAGGCCAGUGCAAGUUGUUGGCGAUUAGUGAUUAUAUGUGGGAGAUGGUAACCACAUCCGUGUAGAGCAGAGGUAGCUGCAGUGGAGGCAUGAUUAAUUCCUUAAAAUCCAAUGGCUAGGGCAUUUUAGAAAGAUGAUAGACCUUCCCUUAACGAAUUAUUUUAUAUUUAAUUUUUACUGAGUCACUACAGCGAAACACCAAUAUGGGAUCCAUUCUAAGUUCGUUUCAUGUUGUUUCGUAGUGGCACCUGAAGACAACUUGAUGUUGAUCUUCGGGUCAUAGCCAAGGUAGUUUAUGCAAACACAAGCUGGGUGCUUUCUCGGUGAAGUGACAAUCUGUAUAUGGUUCUCUUACAAUCAUUUUGUAAGCGAUAAUUGUAUUUGCAUGGUCUUGCUAGAUCACAAGGUUUUAAUCAAUAAUUCAAUAGUGUCGUGUCCUAUCUUAGCUUGCUUUUCAGAAUGUUGCAUAAUUGGUCUGGGGGGUUUUCAAUAUGAAAUAUGAACAUUAGUUGAUGUGAAAAGAUGUUAUCAUUGUCAUGAGCAGAGGUCUAUGCUUUAUACAAUCAUAAUUUUACAUUUGUUCCCACCAUUUUUCAUUAUUUCAAGCAAACAGAGACUUAGCUUCAUGAAGUUCGUUAUAAUCAUUUAUGUAUGAUCUAGGUUAGAAGAUUGAUUGACAGAAGCAGAAACUAUUAGUCAACGAGGACUACUUAGCAUCAUGCAUUACUCGAUGAUAUAUGCUGAUAUCAAAAUUAAUUGCAAUACCUUUUUUAUAGAAGGGUGAUGAAAUUGAAUUUAAAAAAAAACUUAAAAGAGUGAUCAAAGUACUGUUCAAGAGAGCUCCUAAGGUGUGAGCAGUGAAAAACAAACAAACGUACAAGAAGAAGAAAGAACGCAGCAAAAACAAAACAAAAAUACAAUUUUUUGUCAUAAAACCACCUGAACGAUGGGCUGGCCAGGACACACAAAUGCCAGAAGGUGAACUAAAAUGGUGAGUACAAGAAUAAGCAGAAAGAACUCAACACUUGAUGCGAUAAACACAAUCACAUGCAAGGCCACAACGGAAAUAGAGAUGAGAGCCACGAUUCAGAUCCCAGCAAAUGGCAAAGUAGUGACGAGAGUUGACUUAAUGUAUAUUCACAUUGUGGGUUAUGUUUUACAAUUCGGUCUGCUUUUUAUUUUGUCUGUAAAAAAACAAGAUAAUGUCAUUUUGUGGAGAUGUAUUUUUCCUAAUAUUCUUGAAAUAUAUGAAUAUUAUUAGUCUAUACGAUAACAUUUAAUUCAAAUAAACACAAUCUAAUUCAACAUGAUCAAAGCGAGUUAAUUCUGGAGUUAACAGAUUUUAGGUCAUGAUCAAGAUUUAUCCACUUUUGUAAUUAACAGGUUGGGUCAGUGUUAUUUAAUAAUAACAGGUUAGGUCAUGAUCAAGAUUUUAGGUCAUGAUCAAGAUUUAUCCACUUUUGUAAUUCAAAUAAACAAGAUCUAAUUCA
This is a messenger RNA of Linum trigynum, 7037 nucleotides long. The record is from the annotation of a GenBank genome assembly. NCBI's taxonomy places the organism in Eukaryota, Viridiplantae, Streptophyta, Magnoliopsida, Malpighiales, Linaceae.